Vigna umbellata (rice bean) is the source of this 1608-nucleotide messenger RNA. The record is from RefSeq and is a predicted model, not a curated record. NCBI's taxonomy places the organism in Eukaryota, Viridiplantae, Streptophyta, Magnoliopsida, Fabales, Fabaceae.
AUGGAUUGCAAUAACGAAGAAGGUUACAAGAAUUUGCGGUUGCGGGCAUGGAGUGACACAAAACCGAUAGUGGACCUUAAUUCCAUACUAGGCGACAGUCAUAGGACACGGAUCGAAAUGACUCCGUUCAAGUGGUGUGUUUAUAUGAACAGUCCAAUUGACUUCUGCACUCCUUUGUUGAAGGAAAUGGUUAGACGUUGGGUUAGCCGCAACGAAUCUUUUGUUUUGAAGCAAACAAUGGUACCAUUUACAGUAGGCGAUGUUUGCAUGGUUUUAGGGUUGGGUGUUGGUGGUUUAGAUGUAAAUUUUGAUGAUGACUUCGAUGGUGUUGUUUGUCAUCAAUUUUCGUCAAAGUCAUUCACUGUAAAAGAUGUCAUACAUAGGAUAAAACAUUCAAAGGCAGUUAGUAACAUGCCUUUUAGAGUAUUAGAUAACAUUGAUAAUUUGUACAAAUAUAAUUGGGCAAAAGCUGUGCACACAUUUGUCCUAAAUAGUUUAGGAAAUGCUUCAAGGAAGAUAAGGCAAGGUCACAUAAGGGACCUCGGUCUUAGUGGGAAUGUUGCCGUGUUGCAGCUAUGGGCGGUCGAACGUUUGGGUUUAGCGGACGGUGCACAUGACAUUGUCUUCCCGCGAAUAAUGAAUUGGCGUUCGCUUAAGUUAAGGUGUAACAAAAUAGAGGAAUUGUUUAAACGGAAAGAGAUAUGUUGGGAGUGGUUUUUGCGGGACGAGGACCGUCAAAACUCAAUGAUUUGUGCGGCCCUUCAUUUGGAAGAAGGGUCAAUAGCGGAAGAUGAUGGAGAUGAGUUAGGGUUAAGUUGGGAACAAGUGGUCAUGAAGAAAAUUGAAGACAACCAAAGAAAAAUGGUUGCAAUGGAUAAAGAUUUGAGAAGUUUGGCUACAUUGGUCGGUGUUGGGAAGGAAGAUUAUGAGAAAGGGAAUGAUGGUAAAGAAGAGGAUGGUGAUGUUGAUGGUCAUGGUGGGGCAGGGCAAUGUUUUCAAACAUUCACGUAUAGUGAUGUGGGUGGUUGUUGCUCAGGACUGAAGGAUGACGUUGAGGACGUUAUGGAUAUUGGACCUGUUGUAAGCACUGUGGCAGUACAUGAUGACAGUGACGAUGAUAAUUUUUUGAAUGUAAAUCGAACACAGUUGUACAACAUGGUGAUUCCGUUUAAACUUCCUUGGAGGGUUGUUUCUGAAAUUUCCGGUCAAACAUUUGGAACCCAAGAGUGUUAUUCUUUUGGACCUAGGAUGCAGGUUGGCAACACGGGGAUUUUGUUUGCCACAUCAGUGUUCAUGUUCUUUGAAAGAAGGAGUACCGGAGUAGUGAAAAGGAUAUGUUUUAGUCCAUUAUAUGCGACCCAUGUUUUAAUUGAGUCAAGAAAGAGAAAGAGUAAUCGCAAAGUUUGGACAUUGAAUGACUACUCUCACUACUUCCAGUCUAAUAUCAUCGGAUUUGAUGACAUUGUUAAUGCCGAAUUUUUGUUUGUCCCAAUUAUCCAUGACGGCCAUUGGUGGUGCUACGCUGUGAAGAUUCCAUCAUUGGAAAUGUUUGCACUGGACUCUUUUGGGCACAAAAGAAAGGAACGACAAAAGAUUGACAAUGUCAUU